Sphenostylis stenocarpa is the source of this 672-nucleotide messenger RNA. NCBI's taxonomy places the organism in Eukaryota, Viridiplantae, Streptophyta, Magnoliopsida, Fabales, Fabaceae. The record is from the annotation of a GenBank genome assembly.
AUGCCGAAGCGUAGAACGAAGAAAACAGCGAAAGCACGGGAAUCAAUACCAGACUCUCAAAUUCAGACGCAGGCACCAGAAUUCAUCGACCUCGAAAUCCAAGCGAUGGAGCGACAAAUUGGAGCGAUCAGGGCGGUUCGCGACGUGGAGAUCGAGCACCUGCUCACGGAGCUGCGAUUGCUGCGCUCGUGUUUCAGCCCCGAGGAGCUUCAGAAGCCCGUGUUGCAGGUUUUUGAAGAAACCCUACCGAACCUCUCUAUCGUGAACGACGAACGCAGCAAGAAUCUGGAAGUGAAAUGGAGAGAGAACGAUGGUUGUAACGACGGAAUGGAUGUGCACGCUUCUCUGCUCCAAAGGUUGUCCAUUGCCUCGAUCCCUCGCUUCCCUGGGUUUGACUAUUCUGUCAGUGCAGGGAGAAUGAGCUUUAUUGGUGCUGAUAAUCUGCAUUUCAAGGACAUUGCUUUGGAGGAGCCAUCGGACACUCACACUCUAGCAGUUCAGGAAGGUCUUCAGACUCCCGGGGUGACUAGUCAGAGGUUAUCUGUUGGGAUGACACCCAAAACACUUAGACUGCCCAAACCUGGCAAGAUGCUUCUCUCUGUUCAUGGAUCACCUCUAGGUGUUUUCAAGGAAAAUAACAUGGAAGCCAUACAUGAGUCAGAGGAGGGUUGA